AUAAAAAAAGAAAAUCUAAAAAAAAUUGGAACAAGUCAUCGUCGUCUUCAUUCAUCCUCGUCGACUGGCCGAUGAUUUCAGUUUCAAGUCGCUUUUGACUCUUUUUGUUUUACACGGUGCAAACCGCUUAAAUCUCGUGUUAGUUUCUGCGUGACAUAGACCUACUCAUUAUAGAUUCUCCCAGAGACAAGAUAUUGCUUUCCCGUCUACGCCUCGUCGUCAGCGCAGAUCAUUCUCCUAAUAUUGAAUCCUAAUCGGCGAGGCUCUGGGGCUCAUCAUAUCUCCUUUCUUCGAUUCCUUCUCAGGGCGUCUGGUGAUCUGUGUGUCUAAUUCGUUUUACUGCUCUCCUCUCUCUCUUUGGCUUUGGAUGUGCAAUGCAAACUCUUCUGGCUAGAAGAAGAGUUUCUCACAAGAGUUUUAAUGGGAUGAAGACGAGCUUCUACAAAGUCUCUCUCUCUCUUGUUUUCCUCCUUUGGCUACUCCUCUUCCUCUCCUCCUUGUUGAUCAGCCUUGGAGAUGGUGCUAAAGAUGCGCCUUUGGUUCACUCUGUUGGAAUAUCUGAUCCUGAUGAGACUGCUGUGCCUUUUGAUGCGCUGCCACUAGUAGAGCCUGAGGGAAGUGAAGACCAAGAAAAGUCGGUGAAGCAAGAAGAUACCAAUAGCAUAGUUUCAGGGAAAGAUACAGAAAGCAAAGACAAAGAUGAUUUUUCGAAUCAAAGUGAGACAAUCAAGACAGAUACCAAAGGGAGUGAUGCAGAAAGCAAAGUCACUGACUUUUCGAAGCAAAGUGAGAUGAACAAGACUGGUUUAUGGAAUGAUGCAGAGAGCAAAGACAUUGAGUUAUUGAAGCAAAGUCAAACGAACAAGACAUGCACAGGGAAUGAUACAGAAGACACCAAAGGCAAUGAGUUUUUUAAGCAAAUUCAAACAAACAAGACAGGCACCGGGAAUGAUACAGAAAACAAAGACAAUGAUAUUUUGAAGCAAAAUCAGAAGAUGAACAAAACACAUCCAGUGAAUGGUACAGAAGAGAUCAAUGCUUCAAAGCCUGAUCAACUCUCUCGUGCUGUUCCGCUUGGCCUUGAUGAGUUCAAGAGCAGAGCUUCUCACACUAGAAACAAAUCGUUAUCAAGUCAGAUCAGCGGUGUGACUCACAGGAUGGAGCCUGGAGGGAAAGAGUACAACUAUGCAUCUGCUUCAAAAGGCGCAAAGGUUCUGUCUUCUAACAAGGAAGCAAAAGGAGCUGCAAGCAUUCUAAGCCGGGACAACGACAAGUACCUCAGGAACCCGUGUUCUGCUGAAGGUAAAUACGUUGUCAUAGAGCUUUCAGAAGAAACGUUGGUCAAUACCAUCAAGAUCGCCAACUUUGAGCAUUACUCGUCCAAUCUGAAAGAGUUUGAGCUUCAAGGCACCUUGGUUUAUCCAACUGAUACAUGGGUUCACAUGGGUAACUUCACAGCUGCAAACGUGAAGCAAGAGCAGAACUUCACACUCGUGGAGCCAAAGUGGGUCAGAUACUUGAAGCUAAGACUUCUUAGUCAUUAUGGCUCAGAGUUCUACUGCACCUUGAGUUUAGUCGAAGUCUAUGGAGUGGAUGCCGUAGAACGGAUGCUGGAGGAUUUGAUAGCUGUGGAAGACAACAAAAAUACAUUCAACACCCGAGAGGGAGAUUCUGAGCAGAAGGAGAAGCCAAUAAAGCAGCAAGCAGAGUCCUCUGAAGGAGUUGAUGGUUCCACAGAGAGAGAAAAGGAACUUGAAACCUCACCAGAGAAUACGGUAGCAAAAGCUGAAGCAUCAAUGGCUAGUAAUAAGAUCACAGAGCCAGUGGAAGAGGUAAGGCGUCAUCAGCCAGGAAGCAGAAUGCCAGGAGACACAGUGCUGAAGAUACUGAUGCAGAAGUUAAGGUCAUUAGACGUGAACCUAUCAGUUCUAGAGAGAUACUUAGAGGAACUAAACACAAGAUACGGGAACAUAUUCAAGGAGAUGGACCACGAAACCGAGGCGAGAGAAAAAGUGAUUGAGACUUUGAGACUUGACGUGGAAGGUAUGAAGGAGAGACAAGAGAGAAUGGUGAGUGAAGCAGAGGAGAUGAAAGAGUGGCGAAAGAGAGUAGAGAGAGAGAUGGAGAGAGCUGAGAAAGAGAAUGAAAAGGUGAGCAAGAGGGUUGAAGAAGUUUGGCAAAGAGUGGAGUGGAUGGAGAAGAAAGGUUUGAUAGUGUUCACCUUGUGUAUAGGUUUUGGGACUAUGGCGGUUAUUGCAGUUUUGGUCGGUAUAGGGACAGGACGAGCAGAGAAGACAGGUGGUGGGGGUUGGAUCUUGUUAUUGAUUUGCUCAACAUUCAUUAUGUUCGUUUUGUCUCUUUGAUGAUAAGAGUUUUGGUCUUUUUCUUUUUUUUUCCUUUACACUGUAGAGCCAUGUUACUGAUUUAAAUUAAGUUCGAUUUAACCGGAUA
Messenger RNA from Brassica napus (rape), 2451 nucleotides. RefSeq names its product SUN domain-containing protein 3. NCBI's taxonomy places the organism in Eukaryota, Viridiplantae, Streptophyta, Magnoliopsida, Brassicales, Brassicaceae. The coding region runs from base 375 to 2363 and encodes 662 amino acids. Gene Ontology annotation, cellular component: cytoplasm; membrane. The record is from RefSeq and is a predicted model, not a curated record. The transcript has 3 exons. Gene Ontology annotation, biological process: protein folding in endoplasmic reticulum.